This is a messenger RNA of Syzygium oleosum, 1544 nucleotides long. RefSeq lists its product as uncharacterized. Lineage: Eukaryota; Viridiplantae; Streptophyta; Magnoliopsida; Myrtales; Myrtaceae. The transcript has 4 exons. Bases 620 to 1108 code for a protein of 162 amino acids. The record is from RefSeq and is a predicted model, not a curated record.
UAACUCUACAUGAGAAGUGCUUUUGCCUCGCCUUUUUUCCCUCCUAUCUUGGCUUUUGCAGCUCACGCUAGACAGGGGCAAGUUAAGCUCCAAAGUUGGGUGAAAAUUUGUCCUUAAUGCUUGACUUGCUCGAUAAAGUCCCCGCCUUUUGGCUUUUUUAGCGCGUCUCAAGUAUAAUCAUGAUUUACCCAUUUUGAUUUGGUGUGUGCCAUUGAUGGGUUUCUACUUUUUCUUGGAAUUCUUUUUGCUUUUUCUUCUCUAUUCUUCUUUGUUUGCCGGUGAUUAGUGGUUGGCCGUCACCUUUAGGUACAUGUAAGAUGAACAACACUCGAUUGAUUGGCCUUCACACGCACGUCAAUGGCCCUCAAAGUGGCUGAAGUUGUAACCGAAAGGCUACAGAGUUGACACUGCCAUUUCAACAGCCACUGCUUUCUAUUCAUCAAUCUGAAUGCCUAUUAAAGUGGCUUUGAAAGGCUUUUGUGUUGUAGGCUUUUUUCCUAUUUUUUUCUCUCCUUUGUUGUGCAGAUUUUCUUCAUGAUAUAGUUUUUGAUUGUGGUAUUACACCUUCUGGUUCAUCAUCUUAUUCUUUCUGAAUUUGGUUUAGCAGCAACCCGCCAAGAUGAGGAAAUCUCCAGUAUACCCUAAAUGUGAGGCAAGCGAUUAUGGUGCUACUGAAUUUGAUCCACAAAUGGACUUUCUUCAGUUCUUGGAUGAAGCCAGACAGCACAAAUGCGAACCAAAUGUAAGAGCUUCUUCACAAUAUUCUGUAGAAGUGGCAGGAAAGAGAAACCUGGGCGAAGAUAAAAGGAGCAAGAAGUCAUGGAAGAGCUCCCUGCUUUCAUGGUUGAGAACAGAGAAGAAGAGCAAGCCCCAAGCAGAACCUGCAAGUCAUCAUCACAACCAUAAACCGAGAAAAAUUGUUUCCGGUCCAAUCUUUGGGGCAAGUAAGGAAUCCGAUGCUUGGCUCCGGCGUCUGAAUUCGGGGUCGUUCUCCGGUCUUUUCAAUUCCACAAAAAGAGCGGAGAACGAAAUGCAAUACAUGUCUCUAGAAGAGUUGGACAAGCCUCACGGCGUUAAGAACUACGGACCUGUUUACUUGGUAACUUAGCACAUGAAAACCCUAGGGACAUUGGAACAGUAGGUCCUCAGUUUCUGCAACAAAGAAUAUGUUGACUCGCUGGAGUAUGAAGAUUGUUCAGAGGCAAAUGUCCCCGAGUGUUUAGCACUCAUGUAGUAGCCAUCGGUUGCAUAGUGCUAAUUUCAUGUGAAGAGCUCAAAAAUAGCUAUCGAUUGUGUUUGGUGGCAAUCCUGACUGUUUUUUCUGUAAUUUCCUAAAGUCAACAACAAUUUCCUGUGAGUCACUCUUGCUUCAGAUUAACGUCAAUAGAUUCAAGGCUACAUCAAGGGCAGGUUUUUUGUAAUAAUGAUGCAUGUCAGGAGCUCCAUUCUGUAAUGUGAAGUUCAACAAACUCUUUGAAGCCGAAAUUAUAAAUUUGAUCUCACAGUAAUAUACACUUUAUGCAGCAGUCUCUCGAGUUCUGAUA